This is a messenger RNA of Asterias rubens (European starfish), 1281 nucleotides long. Its product is annotated as translocon-associated protein subunit gamma-like. NCBI's taxonomy places the organism in Eukaryota, Metazoa, Echinodermata, Asteroidea, Forcipulatida, Asteriidae. The transcript has 5 exons. The coding region runs from base 45 to 596 and encodes 183 amino acids. Gene Ontology annotation, cellular component: endoplasmic reticulum; membrane. Gene Ontology annotation, biological process: SRP-dependent cotranslational protein targeting to membrane. The record is from RefSeq and is a predicted model, not a curated record.
GAGCACCUGAUUUUCUUUCUCUGACUCCGUGGCACAAAUUCACAAUGGCAGGUGGAAAGAAAUUGACGAAAGAAGAAGAGCUUUUACUUCAAGAUUUCAGCAGAAAUGUCACCACAAAGUCGUCAGCUUUGUUCUAUGGCAAUGCAUUCAUCGUGUCGGCUCUUCCCAUAUGGGUGUUCUGGCGUAUGCACCAGAUGGACUUAGUGCAGUCUGCAAUUCUAUUUGGUAUUAUGACCAUCAUUAGUACUUGGCUUGUUUCAUUUGCUUACAGGAAUGUCAAGUUUGUCCUGAAACACAAGGUCGCUCAAAAACGUGAGGAUGCCGUCUCUAAAGAAGUGAUGAGACAAUUGACUGAUGCCGACAACAAGAAAAUAUCGCGCAAGGAGAAAGAUGAGAGGAUCCUGUGGAAGAAGAAUGAAGUAGCUGACUAUGAGGCAACAACCUUUGCGAUCUUCUACAACAAUGCCCUCUAUCUACUACUGGUGCUCGUCCUGUCCUUCUUCCUUCUUAAGUCAUUUGACCCUUCAAUUAACUACGUUGUAUCUGUCAGCAUUGCUGGAGGUCUUCUUGCUCUUUUCUCAACAGGAACUCAGUAACCUGUGACCUCAUGUGCAAUGACCCCUGACCUUUGUCAUCUUGAGGGACCACAUCUCUACCAGCCAAAGCCAAGUCAAAUUUUUUGUAUAAUAAAUUCCGUACCUAAAUCUAAAUUACAUUGGUGAACCCUGGUUAUUAGACCUCUUUUCAUUGUAUAAUUGAUCCCAAUGUUGAACAAAUUUCUCAAAUAUUUCCAGCCAAGGACUUGAAAGUGAAGGCCUGGAAUCUCGUCAUUUCGCUAAGGGCACUGUCAUUGUGAGGGUUUUUAAAGUUUGUUAACGGGCACCAAGGUCAAACGAGGGGCAACAGAGGCCAUGACCUGUGUGGCCUCCAUGUUAUUCCAGACCUGGACGUGACGUCUCAUAAAAUAAAUAAUGCUUCAGCAGCAAAUCUUCAUGCAUUAGAUUGUAACAUUUGACCUGUUCUAGCUGUAUAAAUUCUCGAGUUUAUAAGAAAAAGAUCUUACCCAAAGAAAUAGAAUUUUGAUAAUGCUUUGUGUGUGGUGAUCCCUGCAUAUUUACUUUGAGGUAAAUCAUAUAGGCGUUGUCAUUUCAUAGAACCAUACAAAGCUCACACAUCGGACAAGGGAUGCUUUUUAUAAUUUUCAGUUAUUAAACGUAAAUCAAGGUUUUGGUUGGAGCCAAAGUUAAAUCAAUAAACCAAGUCUCUACUUCUUCAUAUUAA